Molecule: messenger RNA, 993 nt
Organism: Aspergillus tanneri
Lineage: Eukaryota; Fungi; Ascomycota; Eurotiomycetes; Eurotiales; Aspergillaceae
Product: NAD(P)-dependent alcohol dehydrogenase
Exons: 1
Coding region: 1-993 (330 amino acids)
Cellular component (GO): mitochondrion
Molecular function (GO): oxidoreductase activity
Source: RefSeq, a predicted model, not a curated record
AUGAGGGCCUGGAUGUACCACCGCGUCACAGGCCCGUUGGAAAAGAGCCUGACCCUGGAACUCUCCGCCCGCAGCCCUCUCACCCUGCGACCGGAUCAACUCCUCAUCCAAAUCAUCUCCGCCUCCAUCAACCCCGCUGACUUCAAAGUUCCCGAGAUGGGGAUAGUAUCGCGAGCCAUCGUCGCGCCUCCUGCGACCCCCGGGAUGGAUUUCUGCGGCCGAGUAGUCACCACGGGCCCCUCGGUCAAGAUAUUCCAACCUGGUCAACUGGUGUACGGAAGCACGGCGGUGCCGGUGCAGUUCGGAUCCCUUGGAGAGUACAUGACCGUUGCCGAAAAGAAUCUAGCGCCUCUCCCAGAGGGCGUGGAAGUGGAUCAUGCAGCGACGCUGGGAGUCGCCGGGUUGACGGCGUAUCAGGCGACCGUGCCGUAUGUGACAGCGGGGGAUAGGGUGUUCAUUAAUGGGGGAUCAGGAGGAUGUGGAAUCUUUGCCAUCCAGUUUGCUAAAUUGCUAGGGUGUCAUGUUACCACCACGUGUUCGACUCGGAAUGUGGAAUUUUGUGAGCAGCUGGGCGCCGACGAGGUGAUCGACUAUACGGCCCAAGAUGUAAUGGCGGUUCUCAAGGAGAAGGGCCAAGUAUUUGCACAUGUGAUCGAUCAUAUCGGGUCCCCGGCAACUCUGUAUCAGUAUUGUGAUGCGUUUCUGCUGCCUGGGAAGGUUUUUGUUCAGGUCGGCGCGGCAUCGUUUCUGACGUUUGCGAAUCGGUUGGUACGGCCCAGUUUCCUCGGGGGAGGCAAGAGAAAGUACGAUAUUCUGCUGUGCAAAAUGAGACAAGAUGAGCUGGCGCAGAUCGGUCAGUGGGUUCAGGAGAGGAAAGUCAAGGUUAUAGUUGACAGUGUCUUUGAGUUUGAAGAGGUCAUCCAGGCUUUUGAGAAGCUACGGACUGGGAGGACGAGGGGCAAAAUUGUUAUCCACGUCUCAGAGCAGCCUUGA